UCGAGAUCGGGAUUCCAGAAAAGCAGAUGAACUUGUCAAUGAGGGUUACGACAUACGCGACAUUCGUCAAACUCGCAGGGAGAUCUUUUCAUUCCGUCAUGUCCACUAAACUCCCCCAUUUCGCGGAGGGGGAAGUCGUUAAGGGCUUUGGAAGGGGCAGCAAGGAGCUAGGGAUUCCCACGGCCAACUACCCAGAGAGUGUGGUAGAUAACCUGCCCAAGGAGAUGCCCCUGGGUGUGUACUAUGGCUGGGGCAGUGUUGAUGACGGCGAGGUCUACAAGAUGGUCCUGUCGGUUGGAUGGAACCUGUACUACAAGAACACUAAAAAGUCCAUGGAGACCUACUUGAUGCACACAUUCAAUGAGGACUUUUAUGGGUCAAAGUUGAAGGUCGUCAUGCUGGGGUAUAUAAGACCAAUGAAAGACUUCUCCUCUCUUGAUGAGUUAGUGAAAGCUAUAGAAAAUGAUAUCUACGUGGCUAAACAAAAACUGGACCAACCAGAGAACUUAAAGUACAAAACAAACAAUUUCUUCUCACCCUCUGGUGGGAAGGGCAAUGAAGAAGCAGAAAUCCCUGAGACAAAUGGUCCGAGCCAUAUAUCACGUUGAGAUAUAGGAGAGAGAGAGAGAGAGAGAGAGAGAGAGAGAGAGAGAGAGAGAGAGAGAGAGAGAGUUGGGUAUUUAUGUUCUGGGUAAUCCAAAUUAUUUUUUCAAGUUUUUUUUUUUUAGGUGUCAAGCUAAUGCUCAUCAGCAUUCUAGCGAUCAUCUGGUUUUAUGUAGGACGUACAUGUUCAUACUUAUAUGUAAACUUAACUUAAUGGUACAUACAGUUUAUGUU
Molecule: messenger RNA, 837 nt
Organism: Magallana angulata
Lineage: Eukaryota; Metazoa; Mollusca; Bivalvia; Ostreida; Ostreidae
Product: riboflavin kinase-like
Exons: 4
Coding region: 27-608 (193 amino acids)
Biological process (GO): riboflavin biosynthetic process; FMN biosynthetic process
Cellular component (GO): mitochondrion
Molecular function (GO): riboflavin kinase activity
Source: RefSeq, a predicted model, not a curated record